AAUCCCUUGAGUUCCCGCUGUUCAGUCAGUGAGCUGAUCAGCUGAAGACAAAACAGCCAAAUAUUAUCGAUAUUACUGAGGCUCAAGCGAUGGAAAAGCUUCUUAGACUGUAUUUGCUUGUAGCUACGUUGCUUUUAGCGUUUAAUGGACACAGUCAUGCAUCUGCUGCAGAGCAAUACAAAACCUGGAUUCCCAAUACUAACUGGAAUAAUGGUGAAAACUGGGCAUCAGGGAGAGUUCCCUGUCCAUUACAGGAUGUGCAGCUUGGUAAUCCACAGAACAGUAGCCCAUUAUCCAUUGCCUUGACAGGACAAAAUGCACUUAAAAGUCUGAGUUUACCUAUGAAUGGGGAAUUAAUUUUCCACAAAGAUGCUGAGCUAACCUUCUAUCAGGACAGAGAAGUUGUUCUUGAUAAGUGUACAGCAAAGGGUAAUAUCCAGUUUAUAGCCAGUGUACCUAAAAUGUGGUACAACCCCAAUAACUGGAAGGUAACUGAUAAUGAUGGGAACCCUGUGUUAAAUGAUGCAAAUGCCAUAAUACACCUGGAGAAGGUCCCUUGUCAACAUGAUCAAGUCUUAUUUCCUAAGGACAGUUCUUUUAAUGUUGCUAGUACCAAGCCCAUCACUGUUGCUUCUCUUACCAUUAAUGGAAAGAGUUACUCCCAGAGUUCUUUCAAAGAAUUUCUCAGUGGUGAUUCUGGAGCCAUGCAGUUCCAUUUGAGCAUCAGUUCUAUGCAGCUCACUGGACAAAUAUGCAAUGACCCAAAAGGCUGCCUUUGCAACACAAAUCAGGAAAAGACUACAAUAUGUAAUCACGUGACUUGUGUGGUGCCACUGUGUAAUGACCCUCUGGAACCAAUCGGGUCGUGCUGUACUUACUGUGGCGCAGUUAUGAUGGUAAAGCCUGGAGCAUCGUUUAGACUGGAAGAUUUCAAAUCUAAAAUCUUGAGUCUGAAAGCCAAGUUUAAGCCAGUAAGCCUUGCCGAGAAAAACGGGGUCGAGUUAGCAAUCUAA
This is a messenger RNA of Actinia tenebrosa (Australian red waratah sea anemone), 1013 nucleotides long. RefSeq names its product protein amnionless-like. Lineage: Eukaryota; Metazoa; Cnidaria; Anthozoa; Actiniaria; Actiniidae. Gene Ontology annotation, biological process: intracellular protein localization; receptor-mediated endocytosis. Gene Ontology annotation, cellular component: endocytic vesicle; apical plasma membrane. The record is from RefSeq and is a predicted model, not a curated record.